Messenger RNA from Lactuca virosa, 1076 nucleotides. The record is from the annotation of a GenBank genome assembly. Lineage: Eukaryota; Viridiplantae; Streptophyta; Magnoliopsida; Asterales; Asteraceae.
UUUACCAAAUCAUAGUAAAUCAAUAUAAACUUUUAUGUUUUCAUUACAGAAAGACCAGACAUUUUAUCUUAAUCCAUUAUACUUUAAAAACCCUACCUGAUCAGGUCUAUAAAUAGUCCUUCUCUUAAUGGGGCUAGAUGUAUAACUUAUUACCUUCCACGACUUUCAUCUUUUUCUUUGAGAAUACAUUCAGAUCAAACAUGGCAGGCAAUGGCGUACAGGUUGGACCGUGGGGAGGUAAGGGUGGAGUUAAUCCCUGGACAUUCAUCCCUAGUGGCAGGAUUUGCGAGAUCUGUAUCAGCGCCUUAGGCUGUGUAGAUUCAAUCAGGUUCACUUACAAGGAUCGUGAUAAUGUCAAACACCAUUCUGAAACAUAUGGUGGUGAUGGUGGUUCAUCUCAUACGUUUACAUUUGCUGAUGAUAAGAACCUCAUCGAGAUUAGCGGAACUGUGGGAGUAUAUGGUGGCUACACUGUGAUUACGUCAUUGUCUUUCCUAACCAACACAAAGAAGUAUGGGCCAUAUGGCACAACCCAGGGGACUAGUUUCUCGCUGCCAGUCGCUAAGGGUAGCUUUGGUGGAUUCAGCGGAAACUACGGGGAUUACCUCGACUCUUUCAGUGUCAUUCUUCAUCCCUAUUAGUAACGCGGACCAAUAUCAUGUAUUUGCAGCCUGCAUACAUGGUUUUCGACGUGGUAUAACCUUGUCAAAAUAAAGAAGCCGGAGAGAUGUGUUUGACAUGAAAACCCAUGUUUUCUUUCGUCAACCAUUACACCAAAUAAGAACUAAGUUUAUAGGUGUUCUUUCACAAUACUACAUAAUUGAUUAUAUGGUAAAUAAUGAUAAAUUUUGCUACAAUUAAAUAUAGCUCAAAACAAGUUGUAUGGAAUUGAAUAUAAUGAAAAUAUAGUUUUUGUUGUUUUAAAGUUAGCCAUAUGAACUAGUUAUGGAAAAAGAGCAUUUAUGAAUUAGUAAAAUGUGGUUAAUAUCAACUUUCAAGUGGGGUCCAUGCUGUGGCUCCGCCACUGCCGGAGAGAUGUGUUUGUGAAAUUGUUGUGUUAUCUUGUUUUGAUGUGC